This is a messenger RNA of Arabidopsis arenosa, 1618 nucleotides long. Lineage: Eukaryota; Viridiplantae; Streptophyta; Magnoliopsida; Brassicales; Brassicaceae. The record is from the annotation of a GenBank genome assembly.
AUUGAAUCUCUCUGGAGAAAAAAAUGGAUUUUUCUGAUGAAGAAGACGAAGACUGGUUUGGUUCUCGUUUCAACGACGGUGUUAAUGAAGAAGAAGAAGAGGGUUUUGUGUUUUACGACGAUGUUGAAGAAAAAGAAGGAGAGGGUUUUGCGUCUGAUUUCUAUAAGGCUGGUUCUGAUUGGUCUUGUUUGGUGGAAGAUGAAGAGACCGUUUCUUCUUCUGAGAAGAAGAAACUGAAACAAUCGAACUUGUUUCAGAUUUGGGGUUUACAAGAGAAUUCUCCUGAUACAACGAAGAAGAUGAAACAAACUGAUUUGUUUCAGAGUUGGGGUUUGCAAAAGCCUUCUCCUUUCACUUCCCCUGCUUCGAAUUCGUCUAAAAAGACGACGAGUGGUCUUGGAAAGAGACGUAGAGACUCUUCGUUUAGCAAUGACUCGCCUCGACCAUGUCCUUUCUACAAGAAACUUCCAGGAACACCGUUCACUGUGGAUGCUUUUCGCUAUGGUUGUAUUCAAGGAUGUUCUGCUUAUUUCCUUACUCAUUUUCACGCUGAUCAUUACAUUGGUCUCACUAAAGCUUGGUCUCAUGGUCCUAUUUACUGCUCCUCUCUUACUAGUCGUCUUCUUAGACUUAGUCUCUCUGUCGAUCCCUCGUUUAUUCAUCCAUUGGAGCUAGACGUUGAGUACACUAUUAAUGGGAUUAAAGUCACUUUGAUUGAAGCUAAUCAUUGCCCUGGUGCUGCUCUUAUUCACUUUCGUCUCUUAGAUGGAACGUGUUAUCUGCAUACCGGAGAUUUCAGGGCUUCUAAACAGAUGCAAACGCAUCCCCUCCUCUUUAACCAACGAGUACAUGUUCUGUAUUUGGAUACAACUUAUUGCAAUCCGAGAUACAAAUUCCCCUCUAAAGAAGAUGUGUUAAGCUAUGUUGUGAGAAUCACAAAAGAUUUCCUCAGGAAGCAACCGAAGACUCUGAUUGUGGUUGGUUCUUAUAGCAUCGGAAAAGAAUGUGUUUAUCUUGCUAUUGCCAAAGCUCUUGGGGUUAAGAUAUUUGCAAAUGCUUCAAGAAGACGGAUACUGCAAUCUUUUGGUUGGGAUGAUAUUUCGAAGAAUCUUUCUACAGAUGGGAAAGCAACAUGUCUUCACGUUCUGCCUAUGUCAUCACUGAAAGUUGAAAGACUCGACGAACACUUGGAAGUUUAUAGAGAACAGUAUGGAGCAGUUUUGGCAUUUAGGCCUACAGGUUGGACUUACUCCGAGAAGAUAGGUGAACACCUUGAUCUGAUAAAACCGACUUCUAGGGGAAAAAUCACCAUUUAUGGGGUUCCAUAUAGUGAGCAUUCAAGCUUCACAGAACUUCGUGAGUUUGUUCAAUUCUUAAGGCCCGAUAAGAUUAUUCCUACGGUGAACAAUGGAAAUGCUGGAGCUCGCGAGAAAAUGCAAUCAUGUUUCAGAGAAUGGCUCAGACGCUGAGAUUCAACUCUAGGUUGAUGGGUGAAAUUGCUUCCUAUUGGUAAGAAAAUCAAUCCGUUCUAUUUCUAUACUUUUUCCUUUUUCUGCUAUUUCUGAAUCUCAAUAUGUUGAUCAUUGAAGCACUUGGUGAAUACAGUAGAAUUGAAGCA